This is a messenger RNA of Larimichthys crocea (large yellow croaker), 1185 nucleotides long. Its product is annotated as 5-hydroxytryptamine receptor 3A-like. The transcript is spliced from 8 exons. Gene Ontology annotation, cellular component: postsynaptic membrane. Bases 1 to 1185 code for a protein of 394 amino acids. Gene Ontology annotation, biological process: monoatomic ion transmembrane transport. Lineage: Eukaryota; Metazoa; Chordata; Actinopteri; Sciaenidae. The record is from RefSeq and is a predicted model, not a curated record. Gene Ontology annotation, molecular function: extracellular ligand-gated monoatomic ion channel activity; transmembrane signaling receptor activity.
AUGACAACUCGCACAAAUGUCAGCAUCUUCUUCACCUUGUAUGGGAUAUUAGGAGUGGAUGAAAAGGCUCAACUCUUGCUCACUUACCUUUGGCUAAAUUCUUGGUGGAUGAAUGAGCUUGUUGAAUGGGAUCCAGUCCAGUGCGGCGCAGAAAAGAUUUCUCUUCCCCGGAAGAAAUUUUGGGUACCAGAUAUUGUCAUCAAUGAAUUUAUGAAUGAAAACACAGCCCCCCCUGUUCCAUAUGUCUACCUGUACAGCAAUGGAAGGGUGCACGAUGCUCAUCCAGUCAAAGUUGUCAGCUCCUGUAACCUUGAUAUCUACACCUUCCCAUUUGACAUACAGAACUGUACUUUCACCUUCAACUCCUACAUCCAUUGGGCAAUGGACAUAAUGAUUUUCCUGGGAAAGACUGCAGAAAACAUCACAAAGCACUCCAAAAAUGUGAUGACCACCAUGGGGGAGUGGGAGCUGCUGGAAAUCACUGCCCACAAAUACAACCCGGGACAUGGUGAUAGUGACUAUAUUGAUGAGCUUGUAUUUCAUAUCAGAGUGAGACGGCGGGCCACCCUGUAUGUGGUGAACCUCCUGAUCCCCAGCUGUUUCCUCAUCACAGUGGACCUCUUCAGCUUUCUCCUGCCUCCCCAGACUGUGGAUCGAUCCUCCUUCAAGAUGACCCUCAUCCUGGGCUACACAGUCUUCCUGCUCAUCAUGAAUGACCUGCUGCCUAUCACUGGAAACACCAUACCUCUUUUAAAUGUGUUUUUCUCUCUCUGUCUGGCUCUGAUGGUGGCCAGUCUACUGGAGACUAUCUUCAUCACCAAUCUACUGUGCGGCUCUGCUGACUUCUCUCCUGUUCCUCACUGGAUCCGAGUUUUUGUUCUGCAGUUUCUGGGAUACAUGAAACCAAGCACUGUGAUGGCACAGCAAAAAGCUGAUGAAAGACCUUUAGAGGAGAUUGGGACAGCAGCAGAGGGCAUGGCCCUUCGGGAGCUGAAAAGCCUGGGCAGGGACCUCCAGGCCAUCCGUCUCCAGGUGGAACAACAGCAGGGUCAAAACCAGAGCUCGGAGGAGUGGAUCCAGGUGGGUUUCAUCAUAGACCGUCUGCUGUUUGGCCUCUACAUCUUCUUCAUAACAGUCAGCUUCAUUACCAUCUUGAUAAUCUGGGUGAACUCAUAUAAUCAGUAG